AUGAGCUACCAAACCACCAGUUAUUUCUUUCUGGCUGUUGCCUUCGUCCACUUAUUCAGGCUGGCGCUUUCCGCCUGCCCGGCCGCCUGCCAGUGCCCUCUGGAGGUGCCCAAAUGUGCCCCGGGAGUCGGUCUGGUUCUGGACGGCUGCGGCUGCUGUAAAGUCUGCGCUAAACAACUCAACGAGGACUGCAGUAAGACCCAGCCUUGUGAUCACACCAAGGGGCUGGAAUGCAAUUUCGGCGCCAGUACCACGGCUCAGAAGGGGAUCUGCAGAGCGCAAUCCGAGGGGAGACCCUGUGAAUAUAACUCAAAAAUCUACCAGAAUGGUGAAAGUUUCCAGCCCAAUUGUAAACACCAGUGCACAUGCAUAGAUGGAGCUGUGGGCUGCAUCCCACUCUGCCCACAAGAACUCUCUCUCCCUAACCUGGGCUGUGCCAACCCAAGGCUGGUUAAAGUCCCUGGCCAGUGCUGUGAAGAAUGGGUCUGUGAUGCGACCAAAGAUGCUCCUGAGGAGUUGGAAGGUUUCUUCAACAAAGAAUUUGGUCUGGAUGUUUCUGAAGGUGAAUUAACCAGGAACAACGAGCUGAUUGCCAUUGUGAAAGGAGGACUGAAAACGCUACCUGUCUUUGGAUCCGAGCCAUACAGCCGAUCUUUUGAGAGUCUCAAAUGCAUUGUGCAGACAACUUCAUGGUCCCAGUGUUCAAAGACUUGUGGAACUGGCAUCUCUACCAGAGUCACCAACGAUAAUCCCGACUGUAGACUAGUCAAAGAGACCAGGAUAUGUGAAGUGCGGCCAUGUGAACAGACCAGUUAUGGUUCCCUAAAGAAGGGAAAGAAAUGCACCAAGACCAAGAAGUCACAAGCCCCAAUGAAGUUUACUUAUGCUGGCUGUUCCAGUGUGAAGAAGUAUCGCCCCAAAUACUGUGGCUCCUGUGUGGAUGGAAGAUGCUGUACCCCCCACCAGACCAGGACCGUCAAGAUCAGGUUCCGUUGUGAUGAUGGAGAAACUUUCACUAAGAAUGUAAUGAUGAUCCAGUCUUGCAAAUGCAACUACAACUGUCCACAUGCAAAUGAAGCUUACCCCUAUUACAGACUGUUCAAUGACAUUCACAAAUUUAGGGACUAAAUUGUGAUGGGGGUGGGGCGUUAUCAGAAUUUUGAAGUAACAAGCAAUGGAGAAAAGAACUCUGCGGAAAUGGUGCCUUGCCCAUUUGAGGGCAACAUUGAGAUACUACUACAAGAGCACCCUGUGCAACUGGACUCUAAUGCAACAGAGAUUUAAGUAUACUUAAAGCUUCAUAGUACUGGAGCAACUUUAUUGCUUCUUUUUGGAGCACCUUACCUUAAUCAUGUGCUGUUUUCUGUUUGUAACUGAUCAGAUAAAUUGUUUGUUCUGGUUAUGAAAACUUUAAACUUUUCUAAACUCUUCAGUUUUAACACUAUGCUUUUUUUUUUUUUUUUUUAAUUUUUUUUCCAAACAUGAGUUGGAAGAUACAUUCCUUCCUGAGGUGGGCACUUUAGAGUGCUCACUGGUGGCAGCUAUUAUGUACCAACUAUAGUUUAACUGCAAACAGAAAUCAGUUGUUUUAAAGCUGAGUAUUUUAUUUAUCAAAAUGUAGCUUUUUUUUUUUUAACCCCCCCCCCC
This is a messenger RNA of Emys orbicularis (European pond turtle), 1647 nucleotides long. It is a transcript of the gene CCN1, whose product is annotated as cellular communication network factor 1. Gene Ontology annotation, cellular component: extracellular region; extracellular matrix. Gene Ontology annotation, molecular function: heparin binding; integrin binding. The coding region runs from base 1 to 1128 and encodes 375 amino acids. The record is from RefSeq and is a predicted model, not a curated record. The transcript is spliced from 5 exons. Gene Ontology annotation, biological process: cell adhesion; signal transduction. NCBI's taxonomy places the organism in Eukaryota, Metazoa, Chordata, Testudines, Emydidae.